This is a messenger RNA of Elaeis guineensis (African oil palm), 2668 nucleotides long. Its product is annotated as probable methyltransferase PMT17. Gene Ontology annotation, molecular function: methyltransferase activity. Gene Ontology annotation, cellular component: trans-Golgi network; endosome; cytoplasm. NCBI's taxonomy places the organism in Eukaryota, Viridiplantae, Streptophyta, Magnoliopsida, Arecales, Arecaceae. The record is from RefSeq and is a predicted model, not a curated record.
CGGCGAGAACCACGAGUGCGCCUUGGCUGCUACAAAUUAACGCUCGCCCCCACAUAGCUUCUUCCCCCACCACCGGCGCCGCUCCCUCCGCCGCUGUCUUCCCGCAGCUUCAUCGAUCUCAAUCUCCCCCUCCAUUAGAGGACGACGCCGAUUUUCCGCCGUCUUCGAUGCCGAGUUCUUUGCAAAAUAUCCCGAUUCUACUCUUUUCAUCUUCAUCUACAAUUCCCCAUUCGAUCACUCUGAACUCGAGAGCAAGCUGAUCGAGUACAGAAUCCAGUUGAGCUGGAAGCCGAUUCAAACUUUCGAGGUCUAAUGGCAAAAGAGUAUAAUGGAUCUCCCAAGAUCAAUCAGCUGGGAUCCAGAAGGGAGCGCCUUACUUGGAUCUUGGGGGUGAGUGGUCUCUGCAUUCUGUUUUACAUGAUUGGUGCUUGGCAGAACACCACCACCCCAUCCACAUCCAAUCCCAUUUCCUCCAUUGCAUCAAAAUGCAAUGGCCCCACCACCCGAUUAUCCUCCUCGGGCUCCAGCCUUGAUUUCCAAGCUCACCACCAAGUAGGCUUCAAUGAAUCCUCGCUUUCCACCGAGAAAUUCCCCUCUUGUGACUUGAAAUUCAGUGAGUACACCCCUUGUCAAGACCCGAGGAGAGCGAGGAAGUUUGUUAAGGUGAUGCUGAGGUAUCGAGAACGGCACUGCCCGCAGAAAAAAGAGCUUCUCCGAUGCUUAAUCCCUGCACCACCGAAGUACAAGAACCCAUUCAAAUGGCCACAGAGUAGAGACUAUGCUUGGUAUGAUAACAUUCCUCAUAGAGAGCUCAGCAUUGAAAAAGCUGUUCAAAACUGGAUCCAGGUUGAAGGCAACCGAUUUAGGUUCCCUGGUGGUGGCACAAUGUUCCCAAGGGGUGCUGAUUCUUACAUCGAUGAUAUUAAUGCUCUCAUCCCAUUAACCAAUGGAAACAUUAGAACUGCAAUUGAUAGUGGAUGUGGAGUUGCUAGCUGGGGGGCUUAUCUUCUCAAUAGGAACAUUUUGACCAUGUCAUUUGCUCCAAGAGAUUCACAUGAGGCACAGGUGCAGUUCGCAUUGGAACGGGGAGUCCCAGCAAUGAUAGGUGUGAUGGCAACAGAACGAAUGCCAUAUCCUGCUAGAGCUUUUGACAUGGCUCAUUGCUCUCGAUGUUUGAUCCCUUGGGAACAAUAUGAUGGCCUGUAUCUAAUUGAAGUGGAUAGAGUUUUGAGACCGGGAGGCUAUUGGAUCCUCUCAGGUCCUCCAAUAAAUUGGAAGAAACACUACCGAGGAUGGGAGAGGACCCAAGAAGAUCUGAAACAUGAACAAGAUGCGAUUGAGGACUUAGCAAAGCAUCUCUGCUGGAAGAAAGUGAUUGAGAAAGGUGAUCUUGCAAUUUGGCAAAAACCCAUCAACCACAUAGAAUGCAUUCAAAACCGGAAGGUCUACAAAACACCACAUAUAUGCAAGAAUGACAAUCUAGAUGCUGCUUGGUAUAAGAAAAUGGAGACUUGCAUCACCCCAUUACCAGAGGUGAGUAGCUCGGAGGAAGUUGCGGGUGGGGCGUUGGAGAAAUGGCCAGAAAGGGCAUUUGCUAUUCCACCAAGAAUAAGCAGGGGAUCCAUCCUGGGCAUCACUGCUGAGAAAUUCCAGGAAGACAACAAUAUGUGGAAGGAGCGGUUGGCAGGCUACAAGAAGAUCAUUCCACCUCUGACACAGGGGCGAUAUCGAAAUGUUAUGGACAUGAAUGCCAACUUGGGGGGUUUUGCAGCAGCUUUGGUGAAGUACCCUGUGUGGGUGAUGAAUGUGGUACCUGCUGACACACAGAAGGACACACUUGGUGUUAUCUAUGAACGAGGUUUUAUUGGUACCUACCAGGACUGGUGCGAAGCUUUCUCGACAUAUCCAAGGACUUAUGACCUCAUCCAUGCCGAUGGUGUGUUUAGCACUUAUCAGGAUAGGUGCGACAUUACAUACAUUCUUUUGGAGAUGGAUAGAAUACUGCGGCCAGAAGGAACAGUGAUCUUUAGGGAUACAGUGGAUGUACUGGUAAAGGUCGAGACCAUAACAAAUGGGAUGAGAUGGAAGAGUCAGAUCAUGGAUCAUGAGAGUGGACCAUUCAACCCUGAGAAGAUACUGGUGGCUGUCAAGAGUUACUGGACUGGUGCGCCUGCCCAACAAAAGUAAAUAAUUUUCUCUUUGCUUCCCCAACUCUGAUAAGUCCAGGGUUGUGCUAAUAUUUGAAACCAAAAUCUAUCAGCAGUCUUAGAUGAUGUUGAUGUAUGGAAUUCUUUGGAACCCUGUGCAUAGAAGUAGGGGUUCAGAGGGUAAUACAUGGUAAGAGUUGGCUGGUUGGUGCUAUUGAAUAACAAGGUUAAGUUGCCUUCACAGUGAAAUCUUUGUGGAGUGAGAUAGGUUGUUGUUGAAGUUAGACUCGGACCCAUUGAGCUAAUCGUUGGAAGGUCAGUUGUCUGUUAUAAUAUUGUUCUUUAUCUCAUAAUGAGUGGUCUUGUUUAAUUUAUAAUCUGAUCAAUAUAGACCCUAGUGCAAACCUUUUUCUUCUUUCCUUUUUGUUGGUUUCCCUUAUCAUUGAGGCGCCCCCCCUCUUUUGUGUCAGUGCUUAAACGAUCCUGUUGGAGUAAUAAUGCAGUUUGAACUGUUGCAAUGA